AUGCCAGGCAGGCUAGCACCGAAGCAGCUUCAGAUGCGCCUUCGGUUGCUGAAACGUACGUACGGCAAGCAACUGGCGCGUUUCCCCCGUGCUUCUUAUACAUACAUCGGCCUCAUUCAAAUGCAGCCGAUUUCGCCCGAAUUCGCCUACUCGUUCCAACCGAAGCCGAACGCGCGGCGUUACAUCUUUAGCGAUGACUCCGCGGCUGAUGUACGGCAACAGGCUGGAAAGCCCGAGGGGAAGCUGGGGAGCUACUACCUGCAACUAUAUCAAGAAUUAUUUGCGCUGUUGGGCCUGUGAAUAGUGGCGACGUAUUUCUAGACCAGGGGUUGGAAACGUUGCCGCCCAGUUCGCUCUUCAGAUGCUGACGGCAGGGCUUGGGCAUUGAGAAGCGGGUGGAAAUUCUGCGUAGAGCAUCGGAGUGCUUACGUUCUCACGCUCCACGUCUGUUACUACGAUACAAAGUGCAAGUGCUACAUGGCGACGUUUUGGACACUCCCAUUUUUUUACGUGCUUACCCUUUCAAGAAUCUUCGAUCUUUUACCUCAACGAAUUUUUGUUUGAAGAGGCAGCGAAGGUUGUGGUAUUGGAGGAGCUCAGCGAUAUGAGAAGGGCAUCUGAUUAUUAUACGUCGCGGUAUUGCCCACGCCGUCGCGUGUCCUGCCGAAGCAUGUUUUGUUUGAAUUGGGAGCGUAAGGAGAUCUUGAACGGGUGGGCUAGCUGUAAAGCAACUCUGGAGCCCAUAUAUAUGUACC
Messenger RNA from Phytophthora infestans T30-4, 755 nucleotides. RefSeq lists its product as uncharacterized. Lineage: Eukaryota; Oomycota; Peronosporomycetes; Peronosporales; Peronosporaceae. Bases 1 to 300 code for a protein of 99 amino acids. The transcript has a single exon. The record is from RefSeq and is a predicted model, not a curated record.